Alternaria atra is the source of this 1542-nucleotide messenger RNA. RefSeq lists its product as uncharacterized. The coding region runs from base 1 to 1542 and encodes 513 amino acids. The record is from RefSeq and is a predicted model, not a curated record. Lineage: Eukaryota; Fungi; Ascomycota; Dothideomycetes; Pleosporales; Pleosporaceae. The transcript has 3 exons.
AUGGGGACACCGUACCUUACUCUCUCCCACUGUUGGGGCGGUAUCAAGUUUCUAACCACGACUCGCGGAAACUUAGGUUCAUUCGAAUCCUCGCUUCCCGUAGACAGCCUAUCCAGAACAUUUCAAGACGCUCUCUUCGCGACCCUAAAUCUAGGCUUCCAGUACAUUUGGAUUGACUCUUUGUGCAUUGUGCAGGACGAUCCUGACGACUGGAGACGCGAAUCGCUCCUAAUGCAUGAAGUGUACAGGAAUGCUAGCUGCAACGUCUCGGCUUCUGGGUUCCCUGACCCGUCGCAAGGUUUCAUACUAGACGAGCGUCGUAUCAGUUCAGACCCGGUGCCUGUUACUUUAGUGAACCAGGUUCCGAAAUCCACGCACUUGACUUCUCAGGACACUUCUAGAAAGGCGUAUCAUCUGAUACGUGAAGACCCAUGGCAGGAGAUGAGAAGAGCUCCGAUCUUUCUUCGAGCCUGGACGUUACAAGAACAAUUACUUGCGACUCGCACUAUACACUUCGGUAAUGAUCAAGUGUACUGGGAAUGCAAAGGCACAGUUGCGAACGAAGUAUGGCCCCUUGGGUGGCUGAAUACUCCGUUGGAAAGCCUGUUUCGAGAACGAACCGACAGCAGCUGGAAAUUCAAGCUUGAUGAUGUGCCUAGCAUCAAUACCUCUCUCUACAAUAGUUGGUUCGACGUUAUAGAAGACUACUCACGCCGUCACAUUACAUUUGCCACAGAUCGUCUUCCUGCCUUAGCGGGUAUUACUAAGGAAUUCGUAAACUAUCUCGGGGAUGAAAGCGAAUAUGGGCUAUGGAGCAAGGAUAUUCAUCGCGGUAUAUUAUUCCAGCAAGUUGAAGACCGUGACGCGUCGCAGUACUCUAAAGUGGUGCCAACAUGGCAUAACUUACCAAGUUGGUCAUGGGUGGCCUGUGGCAAGUCUGUGGUGUGGGGAUAUGGAAUACGAAACAUCGAAGCGGACCGUAUGUGUGAUGUUGAACUUCUCCACCUUGCAAAGACCACACGAAUUCAGCUUCGCGGCACUCUCUUGCCCACUCCGAGCGACUAUCGCAGUUUCGAGAUUGUCAGUAGCAAGGACUCCCUAGGGUGUAAGCUUCGGGGGCCGAACGAUAGAGGUUUUAUUCUCGAAUUCUGCCCAGACCCAUGGUUCGAGUCGUUUCUAAGAGAGCACGAGGCCGAAAUUAUACCAGUCUCAACGUCGGGAGAAUGGAUUACCGAGGAUAAGCAAGUAAAAGGAUUCGUUGACAGCAUUCUUAUCAUGCCGAUACUGUGUUACAACGAAUCGUCAGAGGAGGGCGACUACACCCAAUGUGGUACUAUAAUGGGUCUUCUCUUGUAUCCGUUGUCUGGAGCAGAGCGCGGGGUAUAUCGACGAGUGGGCAUUCUAGAGGCUUCAAUACACGGCAGCGACGAGAUGGAUAUCGACACCAUUAAAUGCCAAUUCGAGGCUUAUCGUAGACCUCUUGACCCUCGGCUGUGUCCAGAAGAAGAUUUUGACGGGAAGUACACAGUCACAGUAAUGUAG